CAUUCUGGUAGUGUCACUCUCCUUUUUCUUUGUACGGAACUCUACACCGGAGAGCUCCGUCUCCACAGUAGUUAGCCGCCGUUCACUGUUAAUGCUGCUCCGCACAACGUAAAGCUCACAUUUUUGCGCGACAUGGCCGUCGUUCCCAACUCUCUAAGGCUGAAGAAGCUCUUCAACCUUGAUAAUCCCAAUGAUAUCAGAAGACCACCCCAGCAACCCUUAUCACUUUUCCUGUCGACUCUCAGCGAUCUAUUUUCCAAUCCUUCUGCCUCCUCCGUCGCAACCCCUUCCGUCGAUUCAAAAGGCGGUGAUGCUGCAAAACCCAAAUUAAGCUCACGCAAGCAAGCUCGAGCAAUGGCUGAGCUGAUCAAGUUCCAGCAGUGGACUAAUCAAACGGAGUCUUCUCUCACCGCUAUCUCCGGUCCUUCUCUCUCCGCGGAUACUAUUGCUCAGACCAUCAGCCUCAUCAAAGGAUCUCGGAAAGCCCUUCAGUUCUUCGCCUGGGCCGAAAAAAACGGAGUUGCCAAUACACCCCGAUGCUAUUUCGUCAUGCUGGAACUACUCGGGAAAGAGAGGGACCUCAAUGCCGCCCGGAACUUCCUGUUUUCCAUCCCCAAGAGAUCUAACGGUGCUGUAGAACUCGAAGCCAGGUUCUUUAACAGUCUGAUUAAAAACUAUGCUUUAGCUGGGCUCUUUGAAAAGUCCGUUGCCCUUUUCGAAACAAUGAAAUUAACCGGAAUUUCCCCAUCUGUAGUCACAUUCAACACUCUCUUCUCAAUUUUGAUGAAAAGGGGUCGAACAGGUAUGGUCCACCAACUGUAUGAUGAAAUGCACAAGACAUUUGGCGUCAACCCUGAUUUGCACACAUUUAAUAUUUUGAUUAAAGGGUGUUGCAUGAAUUCAAUGGUGAAUGAAGGUUUCAGGUUCUUCAAGGAAAUGGAGAAACACAACUGUGAGCCCGAUGUGAUCACGUACAACACCCUUGUUGAUGGUCUGUGUAGGGCCGGGAAGGUGAAAAUAGCUCAAAAUGUGGUAAAAGGCAUGGUAAAGAAGGGAUCAAAUCUGACCCCUAAUGUUGUCACUUACACCACUUUGCUUAAAGGAUAUUGCAUGACCAAUUCAAUUAAAGACGCUUUGGAUAUUUUCAAAGAGAUGGUUGAUUUAGGGAUAGAACCAAAUAAUAUCACCUAUAACAUUCUCAUACAAGGCCUUAUAGAAGCUCAGGAGUAUGAUAAAGUUAAGGAGCUAUUCAGGGUAGCUAAAAAAGAGAACAAAGGGUUCGUUCCCGACACAUGUACAUUCAACACAUUGAUCAACAAGCAUUGUGAGGAAGGUAAUCUAAAGGCGGCAUUAGAAUCUUAUGAUAAGAUGUCUCUCCUAAAAGUCCAUCCUGACUCGGCCACUUUCAGUAUCUUGAUAAGAUGUUUGUGCCUGAAGGGAGAUUUUGAGACAGCAGAGAAAUUCUUUGAUGAUUUAUUUGAGUCAGAAAUUGUUUUAUCGAAUGCCGGAUGUACACCUGUUGUUGCGGCGUUCAAUUCCAUGUUCAGAUAUUUGUGCAAUAACGGGAAGACGAAGAAGGCCGAUAAAGUCUUUAGACAGUUAAUGAGAAGAGGAAUUCAAGAUCCUUCUACUUUCAAGACUCUCAUCAUGGGACAUUGCAGUGAGGGAGCAUUUAAGGAUGGGCACGAACUUUUGGUUUGGAUGUUACGAAGAAAUUUCCUUCCAGACCACGAAACAUAUGAAUCUCUGAUUGACGGCCUGUUACGCGUGGGAAAACCAAAACUCGCCUAUGAUACUCUUGAAAAGAUGUUGAAAAGCUCACAUCUUCCCACAACUUCAGUGUUCCAUAACAUUCUCAUGGGGCUUGCCAAACAGGAUUGUGCUCUUGAGUCUGCUGAUUUAGUGGUGCUAAUGUUGCUUAAAAAAAUCAGACCAAACAUCACUCUUUCGACCGAAACCAUAAAGAUACUUUUCAAAUCCGGUUUGCGAGAACGGGCAUUUGAGAUUCUUCAGGGUCUACAUGAAAAUGGCUAUUUGGUAAAUAUUGAAGGGUUAAUUUUGUUUCUUUCCCAGAGGAAGGAGUUUUCUGGAGCACAUGAAUUGUUACUUUUUAGCCUAAAGAAUGGUCUUAGUGUUGGGAUAGAUGUGUGCAGCAAUGUGUUGAUUGCACUUUGUAAAGAAGACGGUAGAGCUCUAGAAGCCUUUGAGCUUUACUAUGAGUUAGUGGAAAGGAAAAUUGAAGUGCCUUUGGAGUGCUUAGAAGAUUUAAAACAUAGACUAGAGGUGGAGGGAAGGUCUAAAGAAGCUGAAUUUGUUGCCAAUAGGAUGAUGCCAAAAGGCAGGGCCUAAUUUGUUGCAGAAAGAAACUCAAGCCCCAUUUGUCUACACUAACUUCUUGGAGACUUUUGAAUGGAGACUAUAGGUGUUACUCAACAAAAGUGAAAUAUAUGUGGGAGAGUAACUUAGAGCUCAUUUGGCAAGGCAUGAAAUUGCUGAAGUGAUAGAAUGCGCAAAAUUUACUGGAGAUGUGGGAGAAGUAGUUGAGUAUGCAGAGUUGUGUAAAAAAGUAUUUAUAAAUUUUAACAUAUACUUUGUAUACCUAAAUUAAAUCUGAAGAUAUACAUUGUCUUGUUAAAUCCAGAAACAUCUAGUGUGUGGCAUCAUCUUAUCGGCAAUGCCUUCAGAGAGAGAAUAUUAUCAAAAUCUGAAGACAUGUAAGAUCGAGGCAGCCCGAAAAUCUCCCAGAAAUGGAGAGCUUGAUCUGCUCCAGCUGAUACCACUGUUUAUCCAUCCAGGCUAUUCAGCGGAAAGAAUUGAAUUAAAAAACAGAUUGAAACAUGGAACACUUGUGUGAAGGAGUAUGACACUGAGAGAUGGGGGGUUUACAAGCUUGGAUGACUCAACAUCCCGAAGCUGAAUCUCAGAGCUUGAAUGUCCUACGCCUAAUGAUUUUCCGUCGUUAGACCAUGCAACACUGCUUGCAUAAUGAUCGCUAUGAUUAUCAUUCAAAUCCCCCAAAUGCUGAACUUUACGAUUAACAGCGUUCAACAUGAAGACUAAUGAGUGCAAUGCAAUGGCUACAAUGUUGGUUCUUCCCCAAUCAAUGAGGUUCAAAUAGAAGUCAUCCCUUAGGUUUCCUGCAUUCAGAGUCCUACACUCCUACAUGCCCACUGCGUGCAUAAAAACAUUAAUUCAAUUCAUGUCCUACCUGUAAGGAUCGUAUACUUCCGUCUCCGGCUCAGGUCUUUCUACACACUCUACUCACAUACACCACACUAGGGGAAGCUUUAGCACAACUCUCUGUUUUUAUCUCACCA
This is a messenger RNA of Cuscuta epithymum, 3317 nucleotides long. The record is from the annotation of a GenBank genome assembly. NCBI's taxonomy places the organism in Eukaryota, Viridiplantae, Streptophyta, Magnoliopsida, Solanales, Convolvulaceae.